AUGGGCACCAAACGACGCCGUAACGGCGAGGACGUGAGCCUGGCAGACACGUCGUUUGCCGAGACCACGAAAGAGCCCCCAUCUCCCACACCCGUGCCGCGCCCGCAAACGCCACCUCCUCGCACGGCGCACGAAGACGACUCCACUGACGAUGUCCAUCCUCAGGCUAACUCCACCAAGACCGAGCCCGUCGACGAAGAUAUCCUCUUUUCCGACGACAAUGGGGCAGUGCUGAACUCAACCACCAAGAUCGAGCCUGACGUCGACGCGGUGCUGAAUUCCACCACCAAGAUCGAGGACGAUGAACAAGACGUGUUGCCACCGCUCCUGGCGCCGCCUUCGCUUCGACCUGAUUCCCGGCUUUCAAUCGGGGAGGACCUGCCCCUGAAGAUGCUCUCCUAUUCCGAGCAACAAAAGGAUUUACUUAUGUCUUCACCUACCAAGCGGCAGACGGUGAUAAAGCCAGUGGUGCGUAUUAACGAACCGCGACUUGUCAUCAGCAAAUUGGUCCUCACUAAUUUCAAACUGUAUGCCGGUGUACAAGAAAUCGGUCCAUUCCACCCAAGCUUCAGUGCCGUGGUCGGCCCCAAUGGUAGUGGUAAGUCCAAUGUCAUUGAUUCCCUUUUGUUUGUGUUUGGUUUCCGAGCCACAAAAAUGCGUCAACUGAAGCUCAGUGAAUUGAUUCACAACCUGGCUGUCGACGCUAACCUACGACCAGAAUACUGUCAGGUUGAUAUUCAUUUCCACAGUGUAUUGGACGAUCCCGAAGAUGAAUCCCAUAGUGAGGUGGUCCCCGAUCUGGAGAUUAUCAUCCUGCGACGAGCAACCCAACAGAACCAAUCGACCUACUACAUUGAUAAGCGCACGCUGAACUAUACAGAGGUCACCAACUACCUCAAGGACAGAGGGGUCGAUUUGGACCACAAGCGGUUUCUCAUCCUUCAAGGAGAAGUCGAACUUAUCGCGCAAAUGAAGGCAAAAGCUGAACGUGACAACGAAGAUGGCUUGCUUGAAUAUCUCGAAGAUAUCAUUGGCACUGCUCGAUAUAAACUGUUGAUUGAAGAGCUGCUACAACGUGUGGAUGUGCUUAAUGAAACUUGCCGCGAAAAGGAGCUGCGUGUCGAAUUGGUUGAGAAAGAUAAAACCAACAUGGAGCCUCUUAAGGAAGAAGCGCUUCGAUUUUUGGAAAAAGAAAAGCAAUUGGUCCACAAACGACUGCUACGGUAUCAAGUGCUGAUUUUUGAGCAGACAGAUAAAGCUGAAGCAGCUGAGGCUAAGGCUCAAGAACUACAAGCUAAACUUGACCAGGAACGUGCAGACAAUCAAGAAUUAAUUGAUCUGGUGGCGGAUAUUGUCAAGGAGAUUGAGCGUCUUAAGGGCCAAUGCGCCGACAUUGAUCCCCAGCUUUCUAAGGCUAUCAAACAGCAAAAAGAUCUCAACCGUCAGAAAGUUGCAGCUGAGGAAAGGUAUAAGAAUUCUCAAUCUAAGUUGAAGAAGUUUGAGAAGCAGAAGGAGUCGCUGGAACAUCAGCUUAAUACUAAUCGUACUAAACUCAAGCAAUUGGAAGCUGAUGGUGCCAAGGAACGCGCCGAGCUCGAGCAACUUAACCAAAAUCUCGUAACCGAGAAACAAAAGCUUGAUGCUAUCAAAAGCAAGUUGCAUGAAAAUACGAAACAUUUGCGAGUGCAGAUUGAGGACUUGCAACGCCAAUUGUCUCCGUGGAACGAGAAGUUAUCUGCAAAGGAUAACCAAAUUCUGAUUGUCAAACUGGAAGGUGAGGCGCUCGAGAGAGAGAAAAAUGAGAUGAUCAAUACUAUCAAGGAGGGUCAAAACCGUAUGAAGGAGAUCAAAACGGAAGGUCAAACUAAAGAAGCAGACUUGGCUGAGCUGGAGCACAAAAUCGAAAAAUGUCGCGAGCAAAUGGGUCUUGGGAAGGACCAAGUUGCCGCAGCCGAAGAACAGCUCAAGGCAGUGGGUGAAGAAUUAUCAAUCUUACAAUCGAAGCACCAUGAAUUGCGCGAUCGUGUGUCACAAAGUCAAAACCGGAAUAAAGUGUUAGACCUGUUGAUGCGUCUUCAACGACUGGGACGUAUUACUGGGUUUCACGGUCGUCUUGGCGAUUUAGGGCGAAUUGAUCCUCAAUAUGAUGUGGCCAUAUCUACUGCUAGUGGUGCAGGGCUUGACUCUUUGGUUGUUGAUAAAGUUGAAACUGCCCAGCAAUGUAUUGAAUAUUUGCGUAAAAACAAAUUGGGGUACGCCAAUUUUGUAUGUUUGGACAAAUUGCGCAAAUUCAAUUUGGGACUGAUGCAAUUACCUAGCAACGAUGUGCAAAGAUUGUUUGACUUGAUCACACCAAAUGAUCCGAAGUUUGCCCCCGCAUUCUACUCCAAGAUGUAUGACACCCUCGUCGCGCCACUGUUAGAUAUUGCGAAACACGUUGGGUACGGAGGUGGCCGUGGGGGUAAGCGCUACAAGGUUGUUACUGAGGAUGGUAAGGUUGUUGAUACCCUGGGUGCGAUGCUGGGUGGUGGUACACAUGUGGCACGCGGUGCCAUGAAAUUGACGACUGAAGCUGUUCAAAUUGAAGUGGACCCUGCUGAGGUUGAGGCUCUCGAACAAAGUAUCCGAGUCAAACAGCAAGAGUACAAUGAAUCCAAACGUGAUUUCGAACAGAAAAAGGAUGUCAUGGUGAAAUUGCAAAACUUAUACGACGACACGGAGGUGUUGAUUCAAAGAUUGAAGCUCGACAUCGACCAUUUGGUCCUGGAAAAAAGUGAAUUGAAGACGCGCUUGAAAGCGAUGGUCGCUGACGAACACAAAUUUAAGGAUCUCGAUGAAAAACUCGACGCCAAAGAAGCUGAACUUAAAAAGCUCAACGCUGAGCGCAAGGAAUUAAAAGCGCAAAUGAAAGAUCUUGAGACGAAGAUUGAAGAUUUGAAUCAACAAGUUUUGAAUGCCGGAGGGGUGAAUCUCAAAGUGCAAAUUUCGAAGGUCGACUCAAUUCAGCAAACAAUUGAACUUAUUACGUUGAAGACCAGUGACGCUCGCAAAACCCACCUUAAGUUGACUCUGGAAGUCGCUCAUGGAGAGAAGAUUUUGGCCGAGGCUGAGCUGCAAAUCGCAAAGUUGACGGAAGAAAUUGAAGGUUUCGUCGCUGGCCAAGAACUGCUCACGGCUGAGUUGAAGCAGGUCACAGAGCUAAUCUCAAAACUUGAAGCUGAACGUCUCAAAUGGGAACUGGAACUUGAAAAAAUCGAGCAGGAUCUCGAAGAACAGAAUGAGCGCAUCAAUAAGUUCAGACUGAUGGAGAUUGAAAUGACUAACGAAAUUGAAACUGUGACAGCUAAAGCCGCUAAAGCCAGGCGCCACAUCGAGCAUGACCAACAUCAACUUAAUGAGCUUACAGUAAGGGACACAGCUCCUUACUUAGAAUGGAUGAAGGAUGAAGCCGAAAGAGCACGUUAUGAGCUGGGUGCGAUCAACAUGAUGCUGCGUGAAGAGUUAGCUGAUGUGGAUUUCGAGCAAGUUGAAGACGAGAUUAGUGAGUUGGAAGCUUAUUUCAGCGAAGUUCAGUGUGAUAUUGAAGUUCUCAUUGAAUAUGGACUCAAAAUGGCUGAUUUUGAAUCGCGAGUUGAUGAUAUGAAUAUUGCAGUGGAUGAGCGAGAUGCUGUUAGAGCUGAAUGUGAAGAGCUCAAACACAAGCGGUUACUGGAGUUUAUGGAAGGGUUCAAUACCAUUUCAAUGACGCUCAAGGAUAUGUAUCGCAUGAUUACUAUGGGGGGUAAUGCCGAACUCGAAUUGGUCGACUCUCUUGAUCCGUUUUCCGAAGGUAUCUUAUUCUCAGUGAUGCCUCCAAAGAAGCUGUGGCGAAACAUCUCUAACUUAUCCGGUGGUGAAAAAACCUUAUCGUCAUUGGCACUUGUGUUUGCCUUGCAUGCAUACAAACCGACACCGUUAUAUGUCAUGGACGAAAUUGAUGCCGCUCUCGAUUUCCGUAAUGUGUCAAUUGUGGCGAACUAUAUCAAGGAACGAACCAAGAACGCUCAGUUCGUUGUCAUUUCCCUCAGAAACAAUAUGUUUGAAUUGGCCCAGCAGUUGGUGGGAAUCUACAAGGUUGACAACAAGACCCACUCUAUCACGAUCAAAAAUAAAUAG
Diutina rugosa is the source of this 4155-nucleotide messenger RNA. RefSeq names its product condensin subunit (gene SMC4). The transcript has a single exon. Gene Ontology annotation, molecular function: ATP hydrolysis activity; ATP binding; protein binding. Gene Ontology annotation, cellular component: chromosome. Gene Ontology annotation, biological process: mitotic chromosome condensation. Lineage: Eukaryota; Fungi; Ascomycota; Pichiomycetes; Serinales; Debaryomycetaceae. The record is from RefSeq and is a predicted model, not a curated record. Bases 1 to 4155 code for a protein of 1384 amino acids.